This is a messenger RNA of Staurois parvus, 396 nucleotides long. Lineage: Eukaryota; Metazoa; Chordata; Amphibia; Anura; Ranidae. The record is from the annotation of a GenBank genome assembly.
AUGGGCCCCUGUACCGCCUCCUCAUGCUGCUGCCAGGCCCGUAAUCUGCCAUGGGCCCCCGUACCGACUCCUCAUGCUGCUGCCAGGCCCGUAAUCUGUCAUGGGCCCCUGUACCGCCUCCUCAUGCUGCUGCCAGGUCCAGAGUGUGUCAUGGGUCCCUGUACGGCCUCCCAUUGCUUCUGUCUCCAUCGCCACACUCUGCCAUGUGCCACUUUCAGGUCUCCUCACACUGCUGGUGGGUUUCCAUUUUGUCAUAGGGUGCUGGCAGAUUACGGGCCUCCCAUUGCUGCUGCCAGGCCCGUAAUCUGCCAUGGGCCCCCGUACCGACUCCUCAUGCUGCUGCCAGGCCCGUAAUCUGUCAUGGGCCCCUGUACCGCCUCCUCAUGCUGCUGCCAG